GCCCAUGAAUCUCUCCUACAAAAUUGGUUUCAAAAAGUUACGAAGAAAGUAAUGCCAUCUUCUGGAUAUCCAGAAGAAACUUUGAGUCAAGUUAUUAUAUGGUGUCACAAGAUGGCAGCAUAUAUCCAUGUCGUUAUAUAAAUUUAGAUCUGUAUGAAAUUUUUAGUGAUUCAAAGUAUUUAAUAUUAAUAAAAAAAAGAAACAUAUUUUAUUCAAUGUAAAUAAUCAAUAAUACAAUACAUUAUAUUACCUUGAUAUAAACUUCAAAUAUAAAACCAUAUUCAAUUUACAUGGCAAUACUAGGAAUUACCUUAAGAAACUUUUCUGCCGCCAUUAUUGUUUUUGCGCUGUUUGAAUUCCUGUUACUACUGUGUUCCCGUUUUUAUUUUCUACGACUUGGCUUUGUUAAUCUGAACUUUCUGAGACCCGUAUUAUUUUCGUGACUUGAUUCUGUGUAUUUGGACUUUGUUUGCUGCGUUUACGUCUGACUUGGCUACGACAACGGACUUCUGAUUAAUCCUUCUCGAUUCGGCUUUCAAAACAGAAUGUCACAAAAAACAUAUGUGAAGUGUUAUUUUGGAUGUUCCUAUAAUGAUAAUGAUCCUAUACACAAAUUUCCAAAUCCAAAUUCAUUGAAAUUGGAAAAGAUUGAGAGAUUCAAAAAAUGGAAAUCUGUUCUUAAACCAGCUGAUCAAGAAAAAGGGGAUGAUUAUAUCUGUAAGAAGAUCAGAAUUUGUGGCCGACAUUUUAAUGAAAGCUACCGAUUACCUUCUCAUUAUUUGACACAAAAUGCUGUACCAACAUUAUUUUUAGAUCUUAAUCCCAUGAGCACAGCAGAUGACAUAUAUUUGGACCCUACACCUGGCCCAUCUAAUCUGACAGAUGUUUUAUCCGAUUGUGUUGAACCAACACCAAUCUCCAGCACACAAGAAAUAAAGAGAUCAAUGUCUUAUAUAAAUACGAAGAAAAAAGCAAUGGACAUUACAACUAAAAGAACUAUAAUACGCCUCAAAAACAGUAUCGAAAAACUCAGAGCAAAGUAUAAAAAACAAAAAACACUUAUGCAAUGUGCUCAACAAAUAUCAAUGAAGGAGUCAUUUUUGAAAUUUACUGAAAAGUUGCCGGAAACCUCGCGUAUUUUCACAUUGUUGCAAAUUAAAGGUUCAAAAAAACCAAAAGGGCAUGCGAUACUUCCUGUAGAAUGCCAACAAACAGCUGAUUUUUUAUUAAUUUUUGAUCAAUUAUUUGAUUCAUUUAAUGGUCAUUCUUAUCAAACUUCGACGAAAAAAUAUAAAUCAUGUUUUAAGAAUAAUUCACUGCACAUACAACUAUGGAAUGAUUUACUGCCUGUAUUAGAAUCAAUAAAAUUUCAAUCAAAUACGCAUAAUAAUCAUCUAGGUAAUGUAGAUAAGUUUGAAUCAAUUCCCUCAAUCAAGAAUUGGAUUCAUAAUAUUAAAACGUUUAAAGAAAUGUGGGUUGAUUUGAAUACCCUUUUAUGA
Molecule: messenger RNA, 1499 nt
Organism: Spodoptera litura
Lineage: Eukaryota; Metazoa; Arthropoda; Insecta; Lepidoptera; Noctuidae
Source: RefSeq, a predicted model, not a curated record